This is a messenger RNA of Ceratitis capitata (Mediterranean fruit fly), 4874 nucleotides long. RefSeq lists its product as uncharacterized. The record is from RefSeq and is a predicted model, not a curated record. The transcript has 12 exons. NCBI's taxonomy places the organism in Eukaryota, Metazoa, Arthropoda, Insecta, Diptera, Tephritidae. The coding region runs from base 1750 to 4593 and encodes 947 amino acids.
GCGUACAGAUGCGAACGCAAUUGGGGCGCGUGAACGGAACGCGUUUGUCUCUAGAAAGGAUAUACAAGUUGGCAUUUCAUUUUUAAGCCGAUUGCGAAAAGGCUCAAUGCAAAUACUUUGUGGGCUAAUUCGGAAGUUUUGUGUUAACCUCGAUUCUUGAAAACAUAUUUUACGGUUUACUGUGUGUGUUCGUAAAUGUUGUGGCAACUUUGUAGGCAGCGGCACUACUAACCUCAUUCUAACGGUACCAUAAUAUAGCUAUUAGCAAAUUUUCGUUAACCAGCGCUACCAGUGCCGCCAGUGGCACGGACUCACGUACAACGGGAAUUCCCAUAUUUUGUUCAUUUGUGUGUAUCACGUUCUGCUAUCGCUUUCGGUAAAUUCACUUUAACGAUUCGUAUGUCGUUUUGACGGCCGCUCGGUCUCCCAGUCUCCCGGUCUGUCGGUCGGUACGUAGAUCUGCCGUUCGGUCGGUCGGUUAGUGUAUACUACACAUCAUCGUCGGUCAAUUCUUUUAAACGAUUUAUAUCUUUCAUUUGCAAAAAAAAGUCCAAUCAAUGUACAUUAUGCCUGUUUUUGUGCAUAACUGUCCUUGUGUGUGUGUACGUGUGUGUCAGUGCAUUGAAAACCACUAACAAGGCUGUGUAAAAUCAGUAAAUAAUUGACCAAUACUGUCAAUUUGAACAACAUGACUGGACGUCGACCUUGCUGCAUGUACGGCGAAUGCUCGUGAAGGGUUCAUACGUGUAUAUAUAUAUGAGAACAACAAUAGAAAAAGCUUCCGAACUUAAUAGCUUUAACACUUGCUGAAAAAUACGAAAGGUGCACAAGACGUUUGCGUCAAGAGUUGCUGUUCGUAAUUAGUUGGUCAAAAUGUCCGAUUGCUAGUAACCGGAAGAAUUUAUUGGAUGUGAGCAGCAACAGCGGACGCAGCUUGAACACGAAAACGAGAAGUUGAAUCUGAAGUUGUUGGCAUGGCGCAAUGCGGCUGUUAAAAGAGCUGGAAAAUAAAAACACACAAGAGUAAGAAAUAAAAAUAAAGUUAAAAUCAAAAUAAAAAAGUGUAGAAAAGAAAGUGCGCUAAGUAAACGUUUCCAGAAUCUGAUCAAAACAGCAAAACUUAGGAAAUGAGAGCUGCAAACGAAAGCAACGAACAAAUCAAAUAUUAAAGAAAAUAAAUUAAAAAGCCAAGAACUACACGAAAAACAAAUAAAAAUGCUUAAGUGCUGUAUGAACCAGCAACACGUGACUUACAUAUAAAUAACAAAAAAAGUUAAACAAAUAAAUAAAAUAUACAAGCCAAUAGCUUAUUUGCAUAAAAAAAUAGAAAUUGAAAUAUAUAUGUGUACAUAUGUAAACAAUGAAAAGCAGAGAAAUGUGGCAAUUGCAAAAGGUAAAAUCCAUAUUUAAAUCGCCUUUGAAGCCUGCGGUGUCACCACUUGUAAGUCUCAGCUUCAUUCGGACAUAAAUGUAUGAAACACGCGCACAUAUACAUAAAAAUGUACAUUGUUUUUUUAUAAAAUAUUCAAAACAUUAUUUAAAAAUAUUAAAAUAUGCAAUUCGCCUGCGUUUAACAGUAAAUCCCAAUAUGCAGUUGAAUGAAUAAAUUGUGUUUAUAUGUAUGUGCGUAUAUAAUAAUAUUUCCGAAAAUAAUAUAAAAAAACUCCAAAAUAUUUACACUUCCGGUGCAAUUGUAGUCGACAAAUAACUCCAAAACAAUAAUAACAACAACAUAUUGUGUAAUUAAAUAUGAAUAAAAUGGCGGCGAAAAACUGCAUUUGGCCAUUUAUCCACACCCUUCACAUGACGCUUCUUACUCUGCCGCUGUUGAUUGUAAAUACACAGGCGCGAAUUGGUUAUUUUUGGCACAUCACAGAUUUGCAUUUGGAUACAUUUUACUCAACGCAAGGCGAUGUCAUGCACAGUUGUUGGCGCAUCGACGGCCAAUCGCCCAGCAGUCCCAUACGGUCACCUGGUCGUUUUGGCGAUUACUUCUGCGAUAGUCCUUGGAGUCUAAUUGAGUCAGCGGCGCGAGCGAUGAAGUCGCGACAAGGCGACAAUGUCGAGUUCGUGUUGUGGACAGGCGAUGGCCUGUCCCAUUCAGCGCUCAAGGAGUCCGACACAAAGCGUUUGGAAAUUUUACGCAACAUUACCGAUUUGCUUGGACGUACAUUUUCGUCGCAAUUCGUUUUUCCUGUGCUCGGACAUGAAGAUGGAACAACAAAUUUUCGACACUUGGGCGAGCUGUGGCGGCAUUGGUUGCCGUCGGAGGCUCUGCAUACGUUUGAAAAAGGUGGCUACUACUCCAUUGAGCAGACGAAAAGUCGCCUACGCAUUAUCGCGCUAAAUACAAAUUUUAUGCGUCACGAUCACAAAACAGCGCCAAGUCAUUUGGCAGCGGUUCGUCAGCGUACACCGAAUGGCGCUGCCAGUAACGGCGACUCGGAGUACAAGACCUAUUACUAUCAUCACGGCUCAAUACAUCAGCACCAUGGGCAUUCGCAGAGUGAUUGGAUGUCACAUGGCGGUGGCUAUGGCGGUUAUGGUGGUGGUCAUCAUCGUGGCAUGAAUGCCAUACCCGCGUUGAGCGUUGGCGAUGGUGAGGGCAGGGUGAGUGCGCUCUCCGAGUAUGAGACACAGGAUGCGGAGAAGCAGUGGGUGUGGCUGGAAGAGAUGCUGUUCAAGUCGAAAAAUAACAAGGAAACGGUCUACAUAGUCGGUCACAUUCCGCCCGGCUCGGAUGAGCGACACAUCGGUUUGCAGCAAAAUGGCCGCACCACAUUUACAGAAACAAAUAACAAACGGUACUUGGAGUUGGUGCGUAAAUACUCGUCAAUUAUUCAGGGUCAAUUUUUCGGUCAUCUGCAUUCGGAUUCAUUUCGCAUCAUAUACGAUGAUAAUGGUAAACCGGUUUCAUGGAUGAUGAUUUCCCCUUCGGUAACACCACGCAAACUUAAUGUAGGCUCCAAUAAUCCGGCAAUGCGUCUUUACAAGUUUGACACUGAUUCAGGACAGGUUUUGGACUACACGCAGUACUUCAUGGACUUACAGUUGGCGAAUCAGGUGGGCGAGCCCAACUGGCUUCCGGAAUACAAUCUUACACAUUACUAUGCACUCAGUGAUAUAUCGGCGAUAUCCUUGCACAAUUUCGUGGAUCGUUUUACUAGCGGUGACGGCUCUUGGUUCGGCAAAUAUUCACGCGCCAACACCGUUCGCUAUCAGAGCGACCCCUGUGAGGGCGUUUGCAUGCUGAAUCAUUACUGCGCCAUAACGCGUGUGGACUACAAAGAAUUCCGCCAGUGCCUGGAGAAGGAGCAGAGUGCGCUACGCUCUCAUGCGCCCGCCGCGCACACCGCGCUCGCUGGGGCCUGUCCGAUGCUGGUGCUGAUGUGUGCAUUGCUGGCAUCCUGCUGUCGUCAGGCUGCUGCACUGCUGCCCAAACUUAUUACACGCAUGAAACGGGAACAACAAAAGCGACAAAAACGGAGGCAACCUUUUGUUGAGAAGAAAGAACGACAAAUUGAAUUCGCAGCAUUGAUGCUGGCGAUGGCAAUGACAAUAACAAGAACGACAACAGUGGGAGCAACAAACAGAACCACAACAACAACAAGCAAGUCCAUGGCCAUAAUAACGGCGAUGUUAUUAAAUGCGAGAACAGCAGCAUUUGCUUUGCUACUCGGAAUAUUGUUGAUGUUGCAAUAUGCGCUGGAGCGCAGCAGCAAUUGUUGCAAGCACGCCAACGCCACCAGCACCAACACCAUCUCUGUCCGCGCACCUACGCAAGGACUUAUGCUGGGCCAAGUGUGUGCCAAAAUGACAACAAAUAAAAUGGAAAUGGAAAAUUUUUGCAUGCAACGUAGAGUGUUGCCACCAAAUGGUGCCAUUGGGGGCAUGCUGCGGCUGCAGGGCAAUGCUGAGGUGUUAUUACAGCAGCCAGUCGCUGCCGCCGCAUUCAACCGCCACAGCUUGUGCUACAACAGCUUUAAUGUUAUCGCUGUGGCAGGCACUGUGGCAGUUUCCACAAAUAGCAACAGCAGCAAUUACGUCAGCACCAACAACAACAAUGGCAACAAUAACUACACCAAAACUAGCACCACCGAUAACAAUGGCAUGCUGCUGCAGCUGCAGAAAUCACAGCGACAACAACAAUGUGAGUGCCUCUAUCUGUCUCAGUAUCUGCGUCUGCGUCCAUGUCCUGGUGCAGCGCAAGGAAAUGCUGCUGCUGCUUCUGCUGCUGCUGCUGCUGUUGACAAUAACAAUGGCCGUCGUGCAAUAAUUCCAAUUUCGACUGUGCAACAACAACUACAACAUCAAUUGCCACAAUGCAACUGCGUCAAUUAUUAUUGGUCCACAUGUCUGGUGUGGCAAUAUCUUUGUUGUUGCAUAUAUUUACGUUUCAUAAUAAGCUGUUUGUGGCUCUCUGCAAGCAGUCCGCUUCGUGGUCCAACAGGUACUCCUCACAGCUCUACUAAUGCCACCACCUCGAAUGUGAGCUACGAGAACGAUGCAGCCGUUGAAGUGCGGUCUCCAGCCUUCCUUUGCACAGCCCUUCAGCUGCAUCGGCGAGCGGGCUCAAGCAGCGCCGCACAUUAGUAUGUGUGCGUCGUUUUGGUGGUAUCGCUUCAAGGCCUCCGCUUUCUUAUUAAAUUAAGUAUUUACCGUAAUUGUGUGUUUAUUAUUGAAUUAAAUGAUAUUUAAGAUAUUUAAGGUUAUGUCUUGGGAGCGAAAAAGUGAAUUGAAAUUAUGUGUAUGUGUGUGAGUGUGUGUGAAAAUAGAGUAAUAAAAUAUCAUGCUAGCUCCUGAAUGAAAUCAGCCCAAAGAAGGCUUUAAUGAAAUUGAGUUAAAAAUUGUUUUUAUUUGAAUUUUCACAAAAG